GCAACAACCGGACCUCAAUUCACCACGUGCGUACGCGGGAAGAUUGCAAACAAAGCUGUCGUAGCCACACCCUCCGCUGCGCCGCCACAGCACCAAUUAUAGUGGGACCGCCAAUACCCUCGUUUGCCGCAAAACCACACUUCAAUCGCCGUCAUGUAUACAGCGUCAAGGGCAGCCUUGCCGGGCUUGGCCACUUUGCUCGCUCUGUACCUCCUCAUCGCCACAGCCAUGGCCGAUUGGGAUCUCAAAUACUGCUCAUCGCAAAACACCGCCUCGGACGACGCUUUCAACUGGACCUGGCAAUCGAACGGUAAAUGCCACGACCACUGUGUUGAGCAGGGCGACUUUGCUUUCUUCGUGCUCCAGGACAAGAACUGUUGGUGCACUAAUUAUAUACCCGCGGAGCAGACGGAUCUCAGUGACUGCAGCGAGACUUGCCCCGGCUACGACUCGGAAAACUGCGGAAAGGCGGGCCAGUACUACAUCUACGUCAACCUCAACGGAAACCCCGCCGGCACUGCGGGAGCGUCGCAGCCAGCAUCCACAAGUGUGAGUGAGAGUCCUUCCUCUAGUGAAGCUCCUUCUUCGACACGCCCUCCUGAGGCUACGACAAGCUCUAGCAGAACAUCGCAGAAGCCCACCUCGACCGCUAACAAUUCUCCUGAUCCAACGCAAGGCGUGCAAACCCAGAUCUCAACCGUCGUAGACCCCAACAACAGCGGCAACAUCAUCACCCAAACUAUCCUGGUCACUCCCACUGCCACGCCCCAAACCGAACUAACCGAAAAAUCCAAGUCGAACACCGGUGCUAUUGUUGGAGGAGUAGUUGGUGGUAUUGGAGCUCUUGCGGUUAUCGUUGCGGGUGUCUUCUUCCUGCUCUGGCGCCGACGCAAGCAGCAGCGGGAGACAGACAAUGGGGAAUCUGGCGAUGCAUCUGGCGUACACCGCUACGCAAGCACCAUGAGCAAAUCAGGUCUUCUACGUGGCGAAAAGCAACCCGAGUACCCUGCACCUAUCGCAACGACCUUCAACCGCCGACACAGUCGCACUCUCGACCAGGAGUCUAUCAGCCCGGUUUCUGCUUCAGAUCGACGAAAUAGCUCUUUCCGAAUCGCGGAUCAGCGACUCAAUCCCUCUACCAUCUUCGUCUUCGACAACACAAGUAGAGCUAGCGUUGGCAGUUUGGAUGACAGUCGAGAUUACCACCGCACUCUCAACGUACGAAAUCCAGAUGCGCAGUGAUGAUCGCGUGCGACACGUUUCUUAUCGGCUAGUGGCUAUCGCUGCUAAUGCCUUUACUGUAUAUUCUACUUUCUAGUUACUCUACCAUGCUGUCACGUACAUAAAGGAAAGGACAGGACGCUUCCGCAAGGGGCGUCGAGGGCAGGGAGAA
Messenger RNA from Paraphaeosphaeria sporulosa, 1393 nucleotides. RefSeq lists its product as uncharacterized. Bases 154 to 1242 code for a protein of 362 amino acids. Lineage: Eukaryota; Fungi; Ascomycota; Dothideomycetes; Pleosporales; Didymosphaeriaceae. The transcript has 5 exons. The record is from RefSeq and is a predicted model, not a curated record.